Molecule: messenger RNA, 2124 nt
Organism: Ramularia collo-cygni
Lineage: Eukaryota; Fungi; Ascomycota; Dothideomycetes; Mycosphaerellales; Mycosphaerellaceae
Product: probable 3-Methylcrotonyl-CoA carboxylase, biotin-containing subunit/Propionyl-CoA carboxylase, alpha chain/Acetyl-CoA carboxylase, biotin carboxylase subunit
Exons: 1
Coding region: 1-2124 (707 amino acids)
Cellular component (GO): mitochondrion
Molecular function (GO): ATP binding; metal ion binding; methylcrotonoyl-CoA carboxylase activity
Source: RefSeq, a predicted model, not a curated record
AUGUCGUCCGUCUCCAGAUUACGUGCCCUCCGUGCCGCCACCCUCACACGGAGGAGCCAACGAUAUCACUCCACAUCAUCAACAUCAACAACCGAWUCCCCGGAACCUCUAAAGUCCAUUCUGAUAGCAAACYGAGGAGAGAUUGCUCUCCGAGUGGGACGGACAGCAUCACAGUACGGCAUUCGCACCACCACCCUGUACACGGAUCCGGAUCGACACAGUCAGCAUGCUCUGAGCUCUCCGUUCGCCGUCAAUCUGGGAAGCACCGACCAGUAUCUCAAUGGUCAGAGAAUCAUUGAAGUCGCCAAAGAGAAUGGCUGUCAAGCCAUCCACCCGGGUUAUGGCUUCCUCAGUGAGAAUGCAGACUUUGCGAAAGCCUGUACGGAUGCCGGCGUCAAAUUCAUCGGCCCGCCGCACAAGGCGAUUGAGGCCAUGGGCGACAAAAGCCGUAGCAAGGAAAUCAUGAUUGACGCUGGUGUUCCCUGCAUUCCCGGCUAUCAUGGCAAGAAUCAAGAUCCCAAGUUUCUGGAAGCCGAGGCGGAGAAGAUGGGCUACCCUGUCUUGCUGAAAGCUGUGAAGGGUGGAGGCGGAAAGGGAAUGCGAAUCGUGAUGCAGUCCGAAGAGUUUCACCAGCAACUAGAUUCCGCCAAAUCCGAAGCGAGGAGCUCAUUCGGCGAUGAUGUGAUGUUGGUCGAGAAGUACAUCACUACCCCUCGACACAUCGAGGUGCAAGUCUUUGCCGACCAACAUGGGAACUGCGUUGCAUUGGGCGAACGCGAUUGCAGUAUCCAACGUCGCCACCAGAAAGUGUUGGAAGAAUCUCCAGCGCCAAAUCUUGCCGAAGACAUUCGUCAAGAUCUUUGGGAAAAGGCGCGGCAAGCAGCUCUCGCAGUGGGUUAUGAAGGUGCAGGAACUGUGGAAUUCAUCUUCGAUAACGACUCGGGCGAGUUCUUUUUCAUGGAGAUGAACACCCGUUUGCAGGUCGAGCACCCCGUUACUGAGAUGGUCACCGGGGAGGAUCUCGUUCGAUGGCAAAUCAUCGUCGCUGAAGGCGGCAAACUUCCCCUGACACAAGCCCAAGUUGAGGAGCAAAUCAAACUUCGAGGUCACGCGAUCGAAGCCAGAAUCUACGCAGAGGACCCUUCGAUGAACUUCAUCCCAUCCACUGGCAAACUCCUCCACCUGCGCACUCCUCCAGAAUCGGAUAGCGUUCGCAUCGACGCGGGCUUCGUUCAGGGAGAUGAGGUUUCCAGCCAUUAUGAUCCCAUGAUCGCAAAGCUCAUCGUGAGUGGUCCAGAUCGGAAGUCUGCCCUUCAGAAGAUGGUGAAAGCCUUGGAAGAGUAUGAAAUCGCAGGCCCCAUUACCAACAUAGCAUUCGUGAAGAAAGUUUGUCAGUCUCCUGACUUUAUCGCCGGAGACGUCGAGACGGGUUACAUUCCCAAACACCACGACGAAUUGUUCACGGAAGAGCCUAUUGCACCUGAAGUUUGGUCUCAAGCAGCGAUUGGACUUUAUGAAUCCGAACUCUCGAAGCACGCAAAGACCUUCCCGCUGCAAACUAUUGGUUUCGGCAACGCGCCUCAACCAAGAGAAUUCUCUCUCGUGGAGACAUCCUCAGAUCCGCAAAAGACGAACACACCUGUCUCGGUGCAAGUUCUGAAGACGUCGGCGGAGACAUAUAACGUGACUGUGAACGGCAGCACUACCUACACCACAACCUCCCACUACUCACCCAACGAAUCCUCUCUGACAUCGUUCUACCCCCACACGCGUCUUCUCACAACCAUCAUCCCGGACCCGGAAACCUCAUCCCUCACUCUCUUCCAACAAGGCCGCCAAUAUCGUCUCCAGCUCGCUCUCCCCAAAUGGGCCGAGAAAGCGUUGGGCUUGAAAGACGUGGCGAAUAGCGUCAAAGCACCGAUGCCGUGUAAGGUGUUGCGUGUAGAGGUCRAAGCUGGAGAUGAGGUGAAGAAGAAUCAGGCGCUUGUGAUUAUUGAGAGUAUGAAGAUGGAGACUGUGAUCAGGAGUCCACAGGAUGGGAAGGUCGCGAGGGUAGUUCACCAAGCGGGAGAUUUGUGCAAGGCUGGGACUGCGCUGGUGGAGUUUGAGGGGGAGGAUGAGUGA